This is a messenger RNA of Salarias fasciatus (jewelled blenny), 1732 nucleotides long. It is a transcript of the gene nectin1a, whose product is annotated as nectin cell adhesion molecule 1a. The record is from RefSeq and is a predicted model, not a curated record. Gene Ontology annotation, cellular component: adherens junction. Lineage: Eukaryota; Metazoa; Chordata; Actinopteri; Blenniiformes; Blenniidae. Gene Ontology annotation, biological process: heterophilic cell-cell adhesion; homophilic cell-cell adhesion; protein localization to cell junction. Bases 103 to 1608 code for a protein of 501 amino acids. The transcript is spliced from 10 exons.
GAAGCUGAACCUGCGGCUGUGUGCGCGCGCUGUGGAGGGGCGUGAAACAAGUUCACUCUGGGAAUUUACGCACAGCCAGAAGCUGGCCACGGGGGUCUGGGCAUGGAAAAGACUGGACUUUGGAUAUUCCUGAUAACAACUUGUGUUAUUUCAGGGAUAAAUGGACAGACGGUGGAAAUGGACGACGGGAAGUCGGGGUACGUCGGGUCAAAGGUGGAUCUCCGCUGUCGGUUCAUCAACAGCUUCCCGCCCGUCAAGAUCUCCCAGGUAACAUGGCAGAAGCUGGUGAACGGCACCAAGCAGAACGUGGCCAUCGCCAAUCCGUCCCUGGGCGUGUCGGUGGCGCCGCCCUACAGGGACCGGGUCAUCUUCAAAAACGGCGCGGUCAGACGGAGAACUCCCAAUCUGGAGGACACCACCAUCACCUUCUCCUCGCUGCGCCUCGCGGACGAGGCCACCUACAUCUGCGAAUACACCACCUUCCCCGCGGGGAACCGAGAGAACACUGUCAACCUGACCGUCCACGUUCGUCCAACAACUCAGAUGAGUCUGUCCACACCAACUCUGGUGGCUCGCUCGUCCAACCUGAAAACCCCGGUGGCCACCUGUGUCUCUGCCAACGGGAAGCCAGCUGGGACCAUCAGGUGGGAGACGAGGGUCCCUGGAGAAGUGACCACCAGAGAGUUCAGAAACUCCGAUGGGACGAUCACGGUUCAGAGCGACUACAUCCUCGUGCCCAGCAAAGAAACACACAAGGAGACGCUCACCUGUGUCACGUCGUACAACGAGGAGGUCUACACAGACAGCGUGACCCUCGACAUCCAGUAUGAGCCAGAUGUUUCCGUGGACGGAUACGACGGAAACUGGUAUCUGAAUCGUGAGAACGUCCAGCUGUCCUGCCAGGCCGACGCCAACCCGGCCGUCUCUCUGUAUCAGUGGAGACUGAUUAAUGGAUCCAUACCAAGCAAUGCUGAGAUCCGAGACAACGUCCUCACCUUUAAAGGGCCGGUCACGUACGACCUGCAGGGAACGUAUGUGUGUGACGCAACAAACAGCAUUGGGACACGGUCGGCCUCUGUGGAGGUCAGCGUUUUAGAAAAACCUCUACCACAGAUUGCUACAAGUGAUGUGAUCAGUGUGAUUGCCUUACUGCUGGCUGCUGGAGUGCUCAUGGGCAUAACUAUCACAGUCCUGGUGCUGAAAAUAAGAAGUAGAAAAAGCAACUCCUCAAGAGAUUCUCCCUCCAAGAAACUGUCACAGCCUGUAAGAAAAAGACCAGCAGAUGACAUCCAGCAUUCAGGCCGGUUUUAUGAAGAGCUUCCAAACACGGCAGACUAUGUGAGCUACAGACUGGCCUGUAACAAGGAAGACUACCCGGAGCCCUACUCCCCUCCGAUCAACCCCCCUCUGUCCUUCCUGCCCCAGCACCCCUACCACGCCUCACAGCCGACGCCUGCGACCAGCAGCAGCAGCGGCGCCACGUCGAAGAACACCUUCUCUCCUCCUUCGCACGCCACGGCCAUCUUCAAGUACCCGUCCGUGCCGGGCCUGUCCUCCCCUCCGCCAGGAGUGGCGCCGUACACUUUCCCCAAAGAGCAGUACGUCUGAGGAAGCACGCCGCGCGCUGGAAAAGCAUCGUUUUAGCCCAGCUGGACUGUCGGCCAGCAGCUCCGCACCGCAUGCGUCACUGUGGACAGCUCCGAAGGUCCUCUGGAGGACCGCUGCAGCUCUG